AUGCCCGUGCGCCUGGAGAGCACGGCGACGCGAGAAAAAGGCUUGACCACCGCGCCACAGUGCCAAGCCAUGGAGGACACGCUCACUUGCGGGCACGGUACCUUGUCCCAGGUAUUUGGACGCCAGGGUCAGCUGAUGCAAGCCACUGUGCAGUCGCUGAACAGCCUGAAUGACCACAUGGCUCAGCUGAUGGUGCCCUCUCCCUGCAGUCUGCCGGAGGAGGACGAGCCCUUCGCCCCAGGACACAGGGACAAUCUGAGCCUGAUGAGACACCUGCUCACAGAUGCACAGGUGAAGGGCCAAGUUUAG
Molecule: messenger RNA, 309 nt
Organism: Knipowitschia caucasica
Lineage: Eukaryota; Metazoa; Chordata; Actinopteri; Gobiiformes; Gobiidae
Source: the annotation of a GenBank genome assembly